Molecule: messenger RNA, 1020 nt
Organism: Monascus purpureus
Lineage: Eukaryota; Fungi; Ascomycota; Eurotiomycetes; Eurotiales; Aspergillaceae
Source: the annotation of a GenBank genome assembly
AUGGCCAAAUCCACCUUCAGCGUCCUCCCGUACGGCGCGAUCCUGCAAGGAUUUCGCAUCGGGGACCGCAACAUCGUCCUCAACUUCCCCACACAAGAACUCUACGAACGGUACAACACCCCGUACUUCGGCGCCACCAUCGGCCGCACCGCCAACCGCAUCGCCGAUGGUGUCCUCAAAGACCUCAACGGUCGCUCCUACAAACUCACCACGGAACCGGGCCAACUGCACUCUCUCCACGGCGGCGUUGGCUGGAGCCAUCGGACGUGGGAGGGUCCGCAUACAGUCGUGCGGAACGGCCGCGAGGCGCUUGCGUUCACAUAUUUGAGCAAGGACGGCGAGGAUGGGUAUCCCGGCACAGUUGAGGCGCGUGUAUACUACAGCACUAGUCGGGAAGGGGAGGAUAAAGGGGUCGGCGAGAACGGGGAAGGGAAGACGGUGCUAGAGAUCGAGUUCGAAGCCGAGUUAGUCGGAGACGAAUGCGAAGAAACGGUCGUGAGCAUGACGAACCAUACAUACUUUAAUAUCGGCGACGGUCCCACGAUCGACGGCACAGAAGCCAUGCUGAAAACAGACAAAUACCUCCCCAUCGACCCAACCGGUAUCCCGCUCGGAUCCAUCGAGACAUACGAACCCAUUCGCGUUACGCGCCCUUUCUACCUCGACGCCACAUACCCGGACAUCGACGACUGUUUCGUUAUGGACGACAGGCCUAGCACAGUGCCCAUCGACACGCGCCCGCUUCCACUCCGCCUCAACGCAUUCUUCCGACACGUGCGGACGGACCUGCGCCUCGAGGUCUUCAGUACUGAGCCGGCGUUCCAGUUCUACACGGGGAAAUAUAUCGAUGUGCCGGCCGUGGAUGUGGCGCCGGAUCGACAGUCUCAUGCCGGCUUUGCGGUUGAGCCGGGACGAUUUACGAAUGCAGCGAAUGUGCCGGAGUGGAAGGGGAUGUGUGUGUUGAAGAAGGGUGAGGUCUACGGGUCGAAGAUUGUAUAUAAGGCUUGGAAGGGGAACUGA